GUUUUCACGAUGAUGACAAUGAGAGCGAGCGUACGAUGAUGAUUUUUCUUUUGUAUGUUAAAUCCAUUUAGUAGCACAAGAACGAAAUCAACCCAGAAAUACUUGGCCCAGUAUCAAUUUGUACGUUUUCCCAUAAUGUCUGCCAUAGAUACGUGGACAUCAUCGUCGUUGUCGUGUACGGUAGAAGAACAACAGCAAAAAUAGUUCCAAUCAAGAAAAAAAUAAAAUAAAGAAAAAAUAAUAUAAAAAUGGAAUAGUAUAGUAUAGAAAUAAUUUAAGCCAAAUAAAAUUAUGAUUUUCGCAAAUAAUCUGUGUAUAAUAUGCAAAAAAUAACGCUACGAAAUCAUCAAUGUGUAUUGAAAUCAAUUAAAAAAGCCGUUUUAUAUGUAUUAAUUAUUUUAAUCUGAAAAAGCAAUUUUCUAAUCUAAAAUAUGUGAUUUUUAAACUUUAAAACAAAAAAAUUCUAAAUAAAAUAAAAAAAUACAAGAAGUGCACAAAAGUGUUUUUACAACAAAAGUGACUAAAUUUUGGUUCAUUGCACUGCCAGACUAUUAAUAAAUAAAAUGAUUUUCUUCAAAUAUAAUAAAAAACUACUUUUAAACUUUCGCAAAAGAACAUCAUCAACAAUACCAACAGCAACAACUACAACAAAAUCAACAAGUAAUUCUACAAUAAUAAAAUUUUGAAAAAAAGACAUAAAUAUUAAAAAAAAAAAAUAAUUUUUUUACAAAAAUAAAUCUAAAUCUAAGUGAUAAGAAAAACUUCUUAUUUUCUUAGUUUAUAUACAUAUAUUAAAUUUAAAUUAUCUGUAAAAAACGGCAAAAAUGCAGUAGUUUCCUUAAGAUUUUUUAUAUAUUGACUGUGAUUAUGAGUUCCACAAAAUCGCAAGUAGCUGUCGCUACAAAUAUUCCAAAUCUAUCAUCUGGUCAGCAACAAAAAGAUUAUAAUACAGAAGAACCGUUGGGCCGUCAAAAUAGUUUUGGUUUAAACAGGAGGGGCAACAUGAAAGGAAAACAUUUAACGAGGAGUCAUGCUAUGAGAGAGGCGACUUCGCCGCCACGUACUCCAACACCACGAGCGUCAGAGUCUUCAUCGCAAAUAUCACCAAAUGGUUAUCAGCAGCAACAGCAACAUCAGCAGCAACAUAUGGAUGUUAAUGAGGGCAACAAUAACAAUAAUAGCAAUAAUAAAUUGCAUACACAAUCAUCAGCCACUCGCGGCAAUUCACCAAUAAUCGAUACACCAACUGUGAUUGUAACUAGUCAACACAAGCAGCAACAACAGCCACCACAACAACAGCAACAGCAACAAUCAAAUGUUGCUCUAUGUAAUGAAACUGAAUUUCCAAAAUUGAGCCCCCCCAAAUCCAAAAGCGGUAGUAACAGUAGUGCUGUUGGUGGGGGAUCUGGAGUAGGAUCUGGUAAUAGUUCUAGUAGUAGCAGCGGUGGUAGUGGUGGUGUUGGUGUAAACACAAACUGCAAUAGCAACCAACAACGUAUUAAUAAUGCUUUGGAAGGUCACAAUAACAAUAAUAAUACUAAUAAUAAUAAUAACAACAACAAUAGUAGCAAUAAAAAGACAAACGGUGAUACUGCAGGUGUUAGUAAUGAAACGCACAAUAAAGGCACUAACAAUGUGAAUAUGAACGCUGGGACUGUAAAUAAAAAUUACAAUCAAACGCAACAGCCGCAAUUCAGUGCUGGCAAUGCACUGCAGAAAGCUUUAAAUGUCACUGAUAAUACACAGCCUACUCCAAUUUACAAUUCUCCUAUGAACUAUCAAUUGCAUCCCAAUGAUGUCAACCGUGAACAGCAGCAGCAACAACAAUCGUAUAUCGUUUACGAUAAGGAAAAUCGUUGUCCACGCAAUGACAGCCAGAACAGUAUGAACUCUAAUGAUGAAAUGCAUUAUGAGACGCAGCAGCAACAACCACAUCAACAGCAGCAGCAACACCAAUCACAGCAGCAUCACCAACGUUCGGGUGGCGGUAAAAAACAUCGCACCAAUUCAAAUUCAAAAGGAUCCAAGCCUCGAUUGAAGAAUAUGGGCAGCACCAACAGUGGUGGAGGAGGUGGCGGCAGCGUAUCUAACAUGGGUACUGGUGGAGGUGUUGUUGCUGGUGGUAUAGCAUCCGGCAGCAUUGAUGGCAGUCUAAAUAGCAGUAACAAUACAUCAGGCUUCAUUUCAAGAGUCUUCACAAAUUCAGAAAACUCCAACGAACAAUACACAGAUCACGGUGGUACCGAUUUGCUUAGUUUUUUCAAAGAGACCCUAAACAAGAACGUCAAAGAUCGUCAAUUUUUGUUGAAAGUCGAAAAGGAUUUAAUUGAAUUUGUGCAGGAAGGAAAUCGAGGUGAAAUACGUUUUCCUCAAGCCUCCUCAUACAAUCGUAUGUUGAUCCAUAGAACGGCUGCCUUUUUUGGCAUGGAACAUAAUGUGGAUACCGAGACUCAACAAUGCGUUAUUGUAGCGCCGACUAAAAACACUCGCAUACCAGAAAUUCGAUUUAAGACACUGGUCAUUAAUAAUCGUGAUGAUUCACGAAAGUCUAUAUUGAAACGCGACACGCACAGUUUUGAUGAGGCUCGCCAGAGCAGUUAUUUGUGCCCGGACCGAGGUGGCAUGCUUGAUCGCAAAGCAAAGAGUUUUGAAGAACGCGAAGAAGAUUACGAUCGUGCCCGAUCGCGCAUAUUUAAUCGAAGCCAAACCGAAUCAUGCCCUGGCGGAGGAGGUAGUACGGACGAUGACAACAACUACAUUAGUUGGACCAGUUCUGUUGAUCAGCAGCAAUUUUCACGUGGACGUGCCAGUGGAAAAGUGUUGAAGAUUCAAAAUUCUCCAGAUGGCCGUGGCGGCAGUGUUGUUCAGAAAUCGAAUAACAACUUUGGCAAUUAUGGUGCUCCCAGCCAGGGCGGAGCCCCACUUAUACGCGGUGACUCGGCAAAUUCCAAUAAAAGUAUGGGCACCGGCAGUGGAAAUGGAACACGGAUAUUUUCUAAACAAGAUUCGGCCGGCAGUUCCAAUACAUCGUGGCGAUUAUCUCCAUCAAGCAGUGGCUAUAAAACCCAAACGCAAUCGAUUCGUUCCGAUUCUGUUACGCCAUCACCAACCGGUGGUUAUGGCAGUGAUGAACCCCAUUUGCCAGAUCAUCCUUCAGUCAUCGCAAACAGGGAGAUCAGUGAAGAUACAACAUCGCUUCCUAGUGGACUAGUGUGGGCCGUCACAGAUAUUUCGAAUGUGCCAAAAGGCAGCAUUCUAAUAAAUCCGCAAACCUUACAGCCAAUCCUAAAUGCAGACGGUACUGUUUAUCAUUACGAUCCGUCUAACAUGCCGCCGGCACAAGCGCUGGCAAGUGGUGGCAAUGUCGUCAACAGUGGGGGUGGUAUUUAUCAUACAAAUCAAAAUAAUUCGCCCCCACAACAGCAUUCAAUGCACAACCCCAUAAAGAAGCAGCACAAGGGACAUACAAUGCAACCACAGCCCCAACAGCAGUAUAACAAGAUGGAAUCAACAACUACAGGAGCAACAAAUAGUGGCGGCGAAUCAGUAUCGGAAUCAUCGACCCAAACAAUUAACGUCGGUGAGGAAGUAAUUCCAUCAAAUAACAUCUUGGAUGUCAGUUAUCAAGAAGACGAUUUAUGUAACCCGGAUGAAAAUGAUGAAUGUGAUAAUUCGGUCAAUGGUUGUCUCAGUAUAACUACAACUACAUCAACUAAAAAUUACGAUCGCAUUGAAGUUCAAAAGUUUAAGAAUCAAGCAACUAGUCCUAAUAUACCCAUUAAUGAAAAGGAUGAUCUCGUAAAACGGGAGCAUUCAAGCCAGACUCCGAUAAAUGCGACUCCAACACAGCAAUCACAAUUGCAACAAUCACAAACUCCACAGCAAUCUCAGACGCAGAACCGUGAAACUCCACACUCUUCGCGCUCGACGCCAUUUAGCAAUAGUGAUACAUUGACAAAACGUUCUUCCGAAGAACCGAGGGCGACAAGUUGGACUCAAAGCUACCAGGCUCCUGAUGGUUCUACGGUAUUCCAUACAACAGCCACACCCAAUAGCAGCGCCACUAAUCCUUAUUGUACUACCACAUAUCAGCAAGGGCCUGAUGGAAGCAUUUACGCAGUGCCACAAGGAAUGAUUUACGCUUAUCCUCCACCAGUUGAAGGGGAAUUUCAAGGAUAUUUUAUGCCAGUUUUUGAUCCCUCUCAACAACGUAGUGAUACCACCGGUCUUUUGCAGCCCGGAACCCAAGCUAUAUAUCCAGCGGGUGGUGCAACAACGAUGGUACCCGUAGCUGCUUACCCGACCACACAGUUCGCCACAACUAAUGGUGCUCCGAUUUACCCCAGUCAAGUGAUAUACUCCGGCGAACAAUUUCAACCAGCUCCGUUGACGGCAACAGCUCCAGCAUCUGCUACAGCCCAAUUGCAGCAAAUACCAAUGACAACUUAUCCGAUUGGAUAUCCAUAUCCAUACAAUGGAUACUGGGGCCAAACCAUGACAUACUAUGUACCUCAACAAGCUGUUCCCGCCACCUCACUGUUAGCUGCACCACCUCCAUCAGCACCUGGUAAUGUUAGUCACGUCGCAGGCGGCGUGAACACGACUGGUCCGAAUGGAGGCAAUUCGACGGCUGGACCGUCAACCAAUUCCUCGAAUACUACGAAUAAUUCAUUAGGCCAUGCUGGCAGCGGUAACACACCGAAUACCAGUCAUCAGAAUGGCUCCCUUACAACAGGAUACCAAUCACAUGUACAUACAGUUGGCGGUGGUGUAGGUUCCAGCCACAGUGGUGGUACAACAUAUUAUGGCACUGGUCGAAUCAAGCGUCCCACUCCUCCACACUUCACUAGUGCAGGAACUAAUGGUGGUCAUCAGGUUUUAGCUGCUGCGUCUAUACCCAAUGGUGUCACGACAGCCACAUACCAACUAGGACAUGCAGUUCCUACACUCACGUUGGCGGCAGCAGCUCCUCAAGCCACAGCCGGAGCCCCAACAACAACAGAUCUCAGUGGCGGUGGUGUAGCUCCAACAACCGCGACCAUGUACGCUUUACCACAACAUGCUACAAUAUUUCCAGCAAAUAUGUUCCCAUAUGCCACAAAUGCCGCUGCGCAAGCCAUUGGUCCGCAGUCAGGCGCUAACAUGGCGCCUCAGACAACUAUUAUCCAACCACCUGUCAAUCCACAAGGUCAUGUUACAGGAGGUCUAGCUGGUCAAGCGAAUGCCACAGCUGGCGCCAUUCAUAAUCCUCACCAUUCAAAUACUGUGAUCACGCCCUUCUACACCACAACACAUCAUCAUGCACCGCAUCCGGGAAUACAAUCCGGUGGUCACACAAUACAUGCUCCUGGUCCGUCUGCCAUACCCAUAGUGGACCCGGCGACGAUUACAAACGUAGCGCAACUUGGACCGGCCAACAAUUCGGUAUACAGUGGUCGAGGUGUUGGCGGUGGAAACACUGCAGGUACCUCUCAAUCUGCUCCUAGCACUCCGCAUUCGAUGCCUUCUUCGUCGACCCUACACCACUCACAGCGAAAUCCUUCUGUGUUUUCCACACCACCCAUAAUGAACAACAAUGGAGGCAAUUACAGUAGUUGCAAUUCUACGCCUCAUUACUAUGGAAAUGUUGAAAUUUCGCAUCAAGCUACCCUAAAUGCAGGUGGAGGCAAUAAUAGCAACAGCCCUCACAAUUCAUACGUAUCAUCCUCGUAUGAAAAGCGAAACAACACUAACAGUGGAGGAGGAAAGAAGCCUCUUUCGUAUCAGAGCGCCAGUUUAAGCAGACAAAAUUCAACAAGUGGUGGUGGUUACAAUGGUAACGGCAAGCCACCUGCUUUGCAUAAUAACAACAACGAUACUAGAGCUUCGCCAAGCAGUAGCACUAACUCCCGACCGCAUUCAAUAAAACGUGGUGGAGGAGGCGGAGGAGUAUCCAAUGACAAACCACAGACUCCGCUACUAAGUGGACCGCCCAGUUUUGUUGGUAGUGCCAAUAUGCAGAACACUAAUAACAAUAACAGUUAUCAGGCUAUUCCAAAUGCCGACAUAGGCACCGGAAAUAUUCCUAUAGUUAAUGUUUCUAAGCCACCGAUUCGGCUGAAUGCAGCUGCUGCAGCGUUCCGCCAAAAGGGCUCUACUACAAGUGGUGGCGGCGGCUCCGCUGUGGAAUAUCGUCGCAAUCCGGCAUCACAGCGCAAUUCGCCUGGUACAAAUGCCAGCAGCAGUAAUGACAACAGCAACAACAAUUCGCCCAACAGUAUACACAAUUCUUCCAAUGCUGCCACACCCAUUGCUGCUGGAUGUUACGCACCAUCGUACAUGAUUAAUGCUCAAAAUAAUGGAGGCGAACUAGCUCCAACACAUCCAACAUCGCUUUAUAUAACAACUGCACCAGCUCGAGGACCUGCACACAUUCCACCCCAUUUACAAUCAGCAGCAGCAAAUGGUGCUGCUCUACCGGCAGCAGCUGCGGCAGCUACCGCUAGCGUACCCCAACAAGCAGCUACAGCUGCUUUAGGUGGAGCUGCUGCUGCAGCAGCAGCUGCUGAUGUGGCAAAUGCUGCCGCUGUAGCAGCCGCAGCUGCUACUGUUGCUCAUCACCAUCAUCAUCAACCGCUGUUGGGUACCUAUAAUCCGGGUGCAUCAGGAUUGUAUUUCAAAUACGGACACACGUAUUUUGCCCAUCCUUCCGUAGCUUUACCAAAUAGUCGCCGUUCUCCAUCGACAGAUUUGAGGCCUCCGAUUGCACAAAUGGCUGGCAUGUACCCCACAGUCAAUAUGAUGAUACCAGCUCAACCGCGACAUCCAGGACGACAUCCAAAUCCCAAUUAUAAAGGAACACGGCCCCGUUGAUACACGCGUUUAUAUUGAGGACGUGGUUGUCUCAACAAUAUCGAGGAUUAAAAACACAAUGACGCUAUACCAAAAACCUUAAUAUAGAAUAACAUAAGUUUAAUUAAACAACUAUAGAAAUACAAAAAGAUACAAACAAAACAAAAACAAUAUGUAACUAAUCUAGAAAAUACAUUAAGUUUAGUUAACAAUAAUUAUACAAAAUUACAACCAUACAACCAGCAGAAAACAAUAGAAGAAAAUCUACAACGGUAAAAGAAAUCAAUGAAGAAAAAUCUCUUCCUCUCAAUGGGGACAAUGAAAACUGAAAAUCAGAUAAACGUAUAUUCAAUAUUUUAUAUUUUCCGGCCUAUUUUUUCCCCAAAACAUUACAAGAAUAGAAUAUGGGAGACAUACAAAACAUAUAAAAUGAACUAAUUUUAAUUUAAUACGAAUAAAUUGGCUUUAAUAGGUAGAGAAAAAAAAAGAAACUCACACACUCAUAUACACAACAAAUUUAAAUCAAUAAUCGUCAUCAUCAUCAUCAAAUACAUACAUAUACAUGUACGAACGCUUUCAUAUAAAUACAAACAUACAUGUAUCCAUAGGUCGACAAAUGAAAAUAUAUUCUAUAAAAUUCUAUCAGUUAAACUAUACGAUUCAAUCGGAAUUACAAUAAUGCAAUCGAAGGAUCAAUUCAAAAGAAUAAACUGCAAAAAGAAGUACAGGAUUCUUGAUAAAGAAGAAAUCUUGUAAGCAUUGAGAAUGAGAAACAACUAGUAGAUGCGUAGCAGCAAUUGUGUGCCAUUUAGAAAAGAAAAAAGUCAGUCAUUUAAAAUAUAAAGAACAAAAAAAAGAAUAAAAUAUGUACACAAACAAACCCACAUCCAGUCUCCACAUAGAAACCACCCACAUUUACACAACACUCACAUUCAACAUUAAUCACUCAUAUACAUAAACACACACAGUCACACAUACAUACACACAAACAUAUAUAUUUAUUUAUUUAUAAAUAUAUAAAACAAUUAACUUAAUUAUUAUAGUAAUUAUAAUUAUUUAUUACACUCACACACACACACACACAUAUUAUAUAUAUAUAUACAAACAAACAAACUUAAAUACAUAAUUUAACUCUAUACAUAAACACAAAUGCUAAAACAAACAUACAAAAACAACAAAACCUAUAAAAUAUAUUAAUUUUAUAGUAUUUAAAGAAAUGAAAUUUACUAUAUAUACAUACAAUAUAUAGACAUAUAUACAUAUAUAUAUCUAUAUAUAUAUAUACAUAUUAUAAUUAAAUAAUAUUAUUAUUUAUAGUUACCUAAGGUAGCAUAAUGAAAUUAUAAAAAAUAAAAUAUAAAAAAAAUUUAAAUAAAAAAAAAAUACAAUAUAAAAAA
This is a messenger RNA of Calliphora vicina (urban bluebottle blowfly), 8228 nucleotides long. It is a transcript of the gene enc, whose product is annotated as encore. Gene Ontology annotation, molecular function: nucleic acid binding. The coding region runs from base 868 to 6852 and encodes 1994 amino acids. NCBI's taxonomy places the organism in Eukaryota, Metazoa, Arthropoda, Insecta, Diptera, Calliphoridae. The transcript is spliced from 16 exons. The record is from RefSeq and is a predicted model, not a curated record.